Tripterygium wilfordii is the source of this 4374-nucleotide messenger RNA. RefSeq lists its product as uncharacterized. The record is from RefSeq and is a predicted model, not a curated record. Gene Ontology annotation, cellular component: nucleus. Gene Ontology annotation, biological process: snRNA processing. Bases 206 to 3967 code for a protein of 1253 amino acids. The transcript is spliced from 22 exons. NCBI's taxonomy places the organism in Eukaryota, Viridiplantae, Streptophyta, Magnoliopsida, Celastrales, Celastraceae.
UUGACCCACAACAAGUCACGCCGCUGCACCAACUAGUUUAGGAGAGAGAGCUCUCCGUCGCCGGCACACAGCCAAUUUCCACUCCGCAAGUUAUAAUCGACGACUACUGACUAGAUUCGUUUUUUGGCCGUUUGUUUUUAAUUGUCCACAGGACCACAACAAGAAACGAAUCAAAUAAUCAGCAGCGGCAAAAAGUCAGUCUCAGAUGGCUAUCGAAUGUCUAGUUCUCGGCGCAGGACAAGAAGUUGGGAAGAGCUGCGUGGUGGUGUCGAUGAACGGGAAGCGCAUUAUGUUCGAUUGCGGGAUGCACAUGGGGUACGAUGAUCACCGGCGCUACCCCGACUUUUCUCGCAUCUCCAAGUCAGGAGAUUUUGACAAUGCCCUCACUUGCAUCAUCAUCACUCACUUUCACUUGGAUCAUAUUGGGGCGCUUCCCUACUUCACCGAAGUUUGCGGCUACCGUGGGCCUAUAUAUAUGACGUAUCCAACGAAGGCAUUGGCCCCUCUGAUGUUAGAGGAUUAUCGUAAAGUAAUGGUUGACCGAAGAGGUGAGGAAGAGCAAUUCAGUUCUGAUCACAUUGCAGAAUGCAUGAAAAAAGUUAUCCCUGUGGAUCUGAAGCAGACUGUUCUUGUUGAUAAAGAUCUUCAAAUUCGUGGCUACUAUGCGGGACAUGUACUUGGAGCUGCAAUGUUUUAUGCCAAGGUAGGAGACAGUGCUAUGGUGUACACUGGGGAUUACAACAUGACUCCAGACAGACAUCUUGGAGCUGCUCAAAUUGAUCGACUAAAUCUAGACCUUCUUAUAACAGAGUCUACGUAUGCAACAACUAUACGCGAUUCAAAAUAUGCUCGUGAAAGGGAGUUCCUCAAAUCUGUUCAUAAUUGUGUUGCUGGAGGAGGAAAGGUGCUUAUUCCCACAUUUGCUCUUGGAAGAGCUCAGGAAUUGUGUAUGUUGCUGGAUGAUUAUUGGGAGAGAAUGAAUCUAAAGGUUCCUAUUUACUUUUCAGCAGGUUUGACCAUCCAAGCUAAUAUGUAUUAUAAAAUUCUAAUUGGCUGGACCAGCCAGAAAGUCAAAGAGACAUAUGCCGCACGCAAUGCAUUCGAUUUCAAAAAUGUUUGUGAUUUUGACCGUUCUCUGAUAAAUGCUCCUGGACCUUGUGUUCUCUUUGCCACACCCGGGAUGAUCAGUGGGGGAUUUUCACUCGAGGUCUUUAAGCGGUGGGCUCCUUCUGAAAAGAAUCUUGUUACGUUGCCUGGGUAUUGUGUGGCUGGAACAAUUGGACAUAAACUGAUGUCAGGUAAACCCACCAAGAUUGAUUUGGAUAAGGACACUCAAAUUGAUGUGCGAUGCCAGGUUCAUCAGUUGUCUUUCAGUCCUCAUACGGACAGCAAAGGGAUCAUGGAUCUUGUCAAAUUUCUCCUUCCUAAGCACGUGAUUCUAGUACAUGGAGAGAAACCUAAGAUGGCCUCUCUUAAAGAAAAAAUUCAAUCUGAACUGGGAAUCCAAUGUUAUGAUCCUGCGAAUAAUGAUACCGUGCACAUUCCUUCAACUCAUCAUGUGAAAGCAGAUGCCUCAGAUCUGUUUAUUCAAAGUUGUUUGAAUCCAAAAUUCAAAUUUUCAAAAAGAAGUUUGGAAGAGACAGCUGGUAUGGGACUGGGAGAUUCUGGUAAAUCGAGACUGCAGGUGAGUGAUGAGAGAGUUACUGAAGGGAUCUUGGUUGUGGAGAAAACCAGUAAAGCAAUGGUUUUGCACCAAACUGAACUUCUGUUCAUGUUAGGAGACAAAAAGCAUGAGGUUCAGUUUGCUUAUUGUUGCCCUUUACACGUUCAGAAUAUUGAAAAGACUGGAAGGGCAAAUUUUACUUCAGCUAAUGAUGAGCUUUCAAUUUCCAAGAAAAGCUCUUGGCUCAGCAUAUUAUAUGUACAACUUUCUAGUGAACUCUGUGGAGGGAAUAUCCUGUUUUUCGGAGAGCAUCUCCAGGUAGAGUCAUUCCGAGUAUCUCUGUGUAACAACGAUGACUGCCCUCAUAGAAUGAAUGAUAAUGGUCAAAAUAAAUCCGAAACAGUAUACUUUUGCUGCAGUUGGUUGGUGACAGAUGAGAAGCUUGCCUGGAAAACCAUUUCAAUAAUGAGGAAUUUGGAUCUGAGUAGAGAUUUUCAAAACUCUAUUGCUAACUUGAUUAAUUCAUCUGUCAAUGAUUCAUGCUCAAGUCUCUUCUUCUCAUCUGCCAGAUUUAUUGUCACUUUAUGCAAGUACAUGUAUUCAUCAACCCUUGCUGCAUUGAAGUUGAUGAAUAAAAUUGAAGAUGAACUUUGGGUCUGGUCGGUCCCAAGUCUAACUUUGGGCCUGGUCAGUCUAGGGCCAGGCUUUGAGGCCCGAUCCGUCUCAGGACAAUCUUCGAGCCAGGUUGGGUUAUGGGCCCGGGACGAUCUUCAGGGUCAGGUCGGUCCCGGUGUGGGCUUUAGGGUAAGGUCAAUCUCGGGAUGGUCUUCGGGGUUGGGUCAGUCUAAGGAUGGUUUUCAGGGUCAAGUCGAUCCUUGGACAGUCACAGGGGCAGGGUCUAUCUCGGGACGGUCGAGAGGGUCGGGUCUGUCUUGGGACGAUCGUCGGGGCCAGGUCUAUCUCGGGACGAUCGUUGGGGCCGGGUCUAUCCCGAGAUGGUAUCAGGCUCACGUCCGUCUCGAGACGAUCUUAGGGGGAUGGUUGUCGGACCCGGGUCGGGCUUAUGGACCCGAGACGGUCUUCGGGUCAAAUCGAUCCCAAGACGGUCUUCAGGGUCAGGUCGAUCCCAGGUGGUCAUCGGGGUUUGGUCGAUCCCUGGAUGAUCUUUGGGGCCAGGUCAAGCUACGGGCCUGGACGGUCGUCGAGUCCAAUUCAAUUAUUAUGUCCGCCGAAGAUACUUCCGCCGCCGCUACUGCGGCAUCUGAUAUGCACGCGCCUCUCCUUCGUCCCCGCCAGGACCCUUCCUCUCCAUCUCCUACCCAUCCGGCUAGGUUGGCACUCCUUAUCGGCCGCGCUACUGGGCGCCGGGGCCCGUCCAUGCUGGUCCGUGAGACGGCAGCGCGUGAGCUCGAGGAGCGGAGGGUGGAUUGGGGCUACUCGAAGCCCGUUGUGGCCAUGGAUAUCCUUUGGAACUCCGCCUUUGUGGUGGUCUCCGUGGUUAUGCUUAUUAUGACGAUCCAUGAGCGGCCCAACACGCCGAUCCGACUUUGGAUCUGCGGGUACGCGCUCCAGUGCCUCGUUCACGUUGUUUUGGUGUGGAUGGAGUACCGGAGGAGGAACAGGAGAAGGGUCGAGGGCGAGGAGACGACCCAGGGGAUGCAGGACGAACUGGAGCCAAAUGGUAAUGAUAGUGAAGAUGAUGAUGCCACAAAUAGGAACUCCAGCCGAUCGAGUGUGAUGAAACGCUGUGAAUCAGUGAAUACAAUGGUAUCAUUUCUUUGGUGGAUAAUUGGCUUUUAUUGGGUAGUUUCUGGUGGAGAUAUCCUACUGCAAACAGCUCCACGCUUGUACUGGUUGGCUGUGGUCUUUCUGGCAUUUGAUGUGUUCUUUGCAAUCUUUUGUGUUGUUUUGGCAUGUUUGAUUGGGAUUGCUCUAUGUUGCUGCUUGCCAUGCAUUAUUGCCAUCCUUUAUGCUGUUGCUGGACAGGAAGGUGCGUCGGAAGCUGAUAUCUGUAUCCUUCCAAAAUAUAGAUUUCAAGCAUUAAACAAUGACAAGAAGUCUGGUGUCGGAGCAGGGAAAAUGAUUCCUGUAGAAACAAGUAGUGAAUACUUGGCAUAUGAACGCGUACUUUUCCCUGAGGAUGCGGAAUGUUGUAUAUGCCUUAGCACAUACGAGGAUGGCGUAGAGAUCCAUGCACUCCCUUGCAACCAUCAUUUCCAUUCUGCAUGCAUUGUUAAAUGGCUGAAGAUGAAUGCAACAUGCCCUCUCUGCAAGUACAACAUUCUCAAGGGAACUGAAGUAUGAACAAAUGGUGAGGGAAACCAUAAAUAGCCAGGUACAUCUACCAAGGCUGUGUCUGUCUGUAUGUACAGAAGAAAUCAGGCAGAAAGAAAGCGUUCUCUCCAAAUUCUUGGUAAUGUAUAGGUUACAGCAUGUAGUUAAUAGAGCUUCAUUUGUGCUUUUCCAGAGUUUUGGAAUUGUUUUGAUUCUUCUUGCCCUCUUUUUGAGUCGCUUCGGACAGUGCAAAAGGCAAUCAAGUUAACUUAUUUGAGGUUACAGGCUGCAUUUGUUCAUAGCGUAUCCGACCUCAUUUUUGUAUUUUUGCCUAUAUUUGCCUACUCAUGAUAUGUACUAUACUUGUGUUAUUAUGGUUGUAAGUUUACUGAAAUAGCUUUAUGUUUUGCUAUCAUAUAUUUUUCCAAUUUCUUCUC